GCAAUCGGUGCGCACUUCCUGAUUCUGCGGUCUCUAUGGGAACAGGCUGCCGCGGCGCCUCUCGUUGCAUGACGGGAACAAUGCGGUCGCUAAGCUACGGAAGCUCGCAUGCACAGAUGCCGGAUAGAGAGGCUAGAAUGGCGGAAGGGAACUCUGACUACGACCAUCGGGCCAUGAAAUUGCAGCGGAAUCUCAGACACUGUGAAGGGAAGAGGUUAGAGUUGGAAAGAGAGCUUUUCCAGCACAGCUCAUCUGAUGCACACAUAUGCCAUCUCAAGUACAUGAAACUGAAAAACUCAUUGAAAGAAGUAUGUGAGCGUGGGAAGAAAGCUCAUCUUAGAAACCAGGCAUUUCUGCAGGAAUUUGACCUCAUUGAAGCACGACUCUUUGGGUUGAUAUCCAAUGCCAAUGCUCUACAAAAAAAGAAGAUGCAACUGAAGUCACAUCCGCCAGAAAUGAACAAAGGCCCAAAUAUGUCAAGAAGCACGUAUCAUCCAGCAACAAUCUUCAUGGGCCGCCAAAUGUCAGCCAGCUCAAGCAUUGAACAUUGCCUUACACAGAGGAAAUCUCCCCAGCCCACAAAGAGCUUUUCAAUUUCUGACCCACAUUCAGUCAGACAGGCAGCAAUGAACAGAAAUGUGACAGACAGCUGUGUAGUACCAGCUAAUAGUGAUAUUCAGUGCUUAAAUAAGCCUGACAAAAUAGAUGGGAACACAUCCUUCCAGCUUAGUCAGAAAAUGCCGGUCACAUCCGUUGCAUCUUCCGAGGAUGGAAGAACACACCGUGCACAGAUCGACAAGAGUCAAAGUGGUAGGAAACAUUUAGUUGAAAGCAAGCAAUCUGCACAACUUAGCACACAGAUUUUGGAAAGAUUAAGUCCUGAGAACAGAGCAAGGGAUUUACAGAAUGACAGCCCGGGCAACAUGGUGGAAAAAUCAUUGAUGUAUGAAAGGCUAGUUCCUAAUGAAGAGAGCUUUACACACGCAAACCCCUCUGGAGCUUCACCUGAUGCCUGUGAUUACAUAAAUAACCAAACAUCAGAUAAACAUAGCGCCAGGGAAAAUCUGUCAGAAACAAUUGAAAGCCACCUUAUCCCUGAAGAAGAAGACAAACAAUGUCUUGACAGCAGCAGUGACCUUACAGUUUCCAUUAGUGAAUCAGAGGAUGACUCCUACCCACCUUGUGAAGUCAAUAGGAUAGAAGUCAAUCAGAAUGAUGAAAAGAACCUGUAUACAGCCCUACCCAAACAAGAGACUGUUAUUCUAAAGAAUUAUGAACAAUCGUCAGUCAUACAGCCCCUUCAAACAUCAGAAGUAAAUUCAUGUGAUGAGUCUUCAUCCGCCUCUACAAUCAGUCAGAGUAACUUGUCUGAUGAAGGAUUUUUCCAUUUGCUUCAGUCAAUAGAAAGAAUGGUGUUGCUAAGGGAACAGGGCGGUAUGGAACUUUACCAAAGGGCAGGUAUAAACCAGAAACAACUUCUGCGUCUCAUAAGUGUUUGUAAUCGGAUGGGAGCACUGAGGGUUGAAGACCUUGAGGCCUGCUGUGCCCUUGUACUCUGCAAGACUCAGGAACUGCUGAAGAGUACAUUUGUUGGAUACUCGCAUGAAGCAACUGCUGGCAUUCACAAUACAGAUGAAAGUAAAGAGAGGUUCUUGUCAAGAAAACGUCAGGAACGUCUGCUUGGUCACAUUGCAUUCCUAAAUAAGCAUCAUAUUUUGAAUGAAAAAGUACUUCCUGAAUGUUUUACCUCCGUGAUGAUGUUGAGUGAUGGACAGAAUAGUUGCAAGAGUGUGGAGAAUGUGGAAAAUUCUACAGAAGAUGGAAAUGUACCUCAAGUUAGCAGCACUAUGAAAGAUGAUCCCUUAACUAUAAAGCCUAGACAAAUUGUACAGGAGCUUUAUAAAACGACUGGAUCGUCGCACCAAGAAUUUGAAACACAAGUCCAUCCAGGAGUUGUGCUACAGAGUGCAAAUAUCAGUGUUGAAAGCAACACACAAGCUGAGGAGGAAAAUGAUGAGGAUGAAAUCAGUGAUCUAUCAGAGAUUUACAUUCCUGGGCUGACAGUUGAAGAAGGUAAUGCCACGACAAAAGCAAGCAAGAAACAGAUCUCAGAAACAAGUUUUUCAUCCAGUGAAAAAAGUCCCAUAUCCAGAAAAGAAGAUAAAAACAUUCAACCAAAUUAUAUGAAGUCAAAUAAUAUGUCUACAGGCAACAAGUUUAGCAAGGUGGUAACAACUGUAAAGUCUAAAGCUUUUUGGGGUGAAUCAGAAGACAGCAGUUCAGAAAUAGAAGCAAUGUUAAGACCAAAAACAGAAAGUGUGGAUGAUUUUGAUGACUUCUUUGACUAGAAUGCAAUUUCUUGCGUAUUGGUUAUGCUUUUUAAACUGAUGUGCUCUUGGUUUGUCAGACAAAACAGCAAUGAAAAGAAGGUACUGUAUCAUAAUUUAAUAAAAACUGACUUGUCUGCAGUAUUACUACACAUGCAUGCAAAUUUUAAUAUAUACUGUAAUUACUGCAUUGUAUUUAUCUGUUAUUUGCUGAAAUUGUAAUAAAAAACUAUUGCAAA
This is a messenger RNA of Xenopus laevis (African clawed frog), 2566 nucleotides long. RefSeq names its product kizuna centrosomal protein S homeolog (gene kiz.S). Gene Ontology annotation, cellular component: centrosome. The record is from RefSeq and is a predicted model, not a curated record. Gene Ontology annotation, biological process: spindle organization. NCBI's taxonomy places the organism in Eukaryota, Metazoa, Chordata, Amphibia, Anura, Pipidae. Bases 36 to 2348 code for a protein of 770 amino acids. The transcript is spliced from 13 exons.